This is a messenger RNA of Mizuhopecten yessoensis (Yesso scallop), 839 nucleotides long. Its product is annotated as mediator of RNA polymerase II transcription subunit 28-like. The record is from RefSeq and is a predicted model, not a curated record. The transcript has 4 exons. Gene Ontology annotation, cellular component: mediator complex. Lineage: Eukaryota; Metazoa; Mollusca; Bivalvia; Pectinida; Pectinidae. The coding region runs from base 91 to 774 and encodes 227 amino acids.
CGUAAUCUAUGUCAUUUCAAAGCUUAAAAUAUGAAAACAAAGCACAUUUGUUAAAAAACUUGGCAGUGGAAACUGUUUUGAGGAAAUAAUAUGGCUUCUGCCAAUACAGAAAGACCUCAGGGUGGAAGUAAUGGAAACCUUAUCGAUGAACUUGAGAGCGCAUUUCAGAGUUGUGCGAGUUUAUUGACAAGCCAAGAAUACUUCAACGUAACAGAUUCUGAGGAAACAAAAGCAGGUGUUGACCAGUCAUUACAGAAGUUUCUGGACCUUGCCAGACAAACUGAAGCAUUUUUCCUUCACAAGAGAUUAGUCCUUUCAAAAACGCGGCCUGAACAAGACAUCAAAGACAGCACAGAAGAUUUAAAAACGGAACUAGAGAGGAAGGAUCAGUUGGUGAAACGACAUCAGGAGAGGUUACAGAAAUGGCAGGGCCUGUUAAACAGUGUGGCGAGGGGCCCUGGAGGGGGGGUGCCGGCACAUGGUUCACAGACAAUGACUUUAGGGCCCCAAGGUCUGGUCCCCACCGCUAUACCCCACCCCCACGGGCAGACGAUGCCUAACCCAGCACAGAUAAACAUACAAGGUCAAGGGUACGCUGUCAACCAACCCCAGGGGUCGACACAGAUCCAGGGGCAAAAUCCACAGAUACUGAUGCAGCGCCCUGGUCCGGGGCACCAAGGAAUGACACAUAACCCUCCUCCAGCCUACCCUCAAGGCCCCCUGGCCUACCUUGAACAGACAAUGUCUGCCAUAGGCAUGCCCGAGAGGCGGUGAUUGUUAUUCUCCCUAUCAUUUGUAUCUAUACUCAUCAAAAAUAGUAAUAAAAAACAUUAAAAAAA